Messenger RNA from Tigriopus californicus, 2323 nucleotides. RefSeq lists its product as uncharacterized. The coding region runs from base 172 to 2322 and encodes 716 amino acids. Gene Ontology annotation, molecular function: transmembrane receptor protein tyrosine kinase activity. Gene Ontology annotation, cellular component: signaling receptor complex. Gene Ontology annotation, biological process: cell surface receptor protein tyrosine kinase signaling pathway; multicellular organism development; protein phosphorylation. Lineage: Eukaryota; Metazoa; Arthropoda; Copepoda; Harpacticoida; Harpacticidae. The record is from RefSeq and is a predicted model, not a curated record. The transcript is spliced from 8 exons.
AAAGUGUCUGAUUUUGGCUUGGCUGGGCAGAUUCGUGACGAAUGCGAUUUGCAGGGGACACGUACAGGAGCAGCCAUUCUUCCAAUCCAAUGGCUUGCCCCCGAAAGGUCGGGCUGCAGCAAAGUAUCCUUCCAGUCUGAUGUGUGGGCAUAUGGCAUAGUUUUGUGGGAAAUGGCCAGCUAUGGCAAAGCCCCUUACCAGGGCGUUAAAAACGUCUGCGCCUUUUUGAAGAAGGGAAAACGAAUGAAACGUCCAUACCGAUGUCCUCCUUCCAUUUAUGAUCUCAUGAUGGAAUGUUGGCGAGAGGACCCUACCAUGCGCCCGACCUUUGCCCAAGUUUAUGAGAAGGUGGAGGUACUAUUUCAAAAAUUUGACAUGAAGAACUUGAGGCAACAGAAUAAAAUCAAAAAGGACUAUUUGAGAACCAGGAAGAGCCAUGACAAAAAGAACAUAUCUUCAAUUGACAAGAAAACCUCAAGGGGAAGGAAGAAUAUUAUAUCCAGUGAAGACAGUUUCGACGAUUGGACAUUUAGAGCUAUUUUUGAGACAAUUGAGAGGGGUGGCCAAUCUCAAACGGAUAACAUUAAAAAGGACCAUUCGGGAACUUUGAACGACCUUCAAGCAAAGAAUAUAUCUCUUAUCCCUGACCAAGCCACUGUACCACCAAUGAUAAGUCCCUCAAACAAACCUUUAAUCGUGGAGAGUGCAGAGAAGAAGGAAGAAUUGGCGGUUCCAGUUAAGAAAAUUGGCAAGAAAACCUCAAGGCGAAAGAAGAACAUUAAACAGGACGGUUUCCUGUCCAGUAAAGGCAGUUUUGACGAUUGGACAUUUAGAGCUAUUUUUGAGACAAUUGAGAGGGGUGGCCAAUUUCAAACGGAUAACAUUAAAAAGGACCAUUCGGGAACUUUGAACGACCUUCAAGCAAAGAAUAUAUCUCUUAUCCCUGACCAAGUCAUUACACUCCCAAUGAUAAGUUUCUCCAAUUGCCCGAAAGGUCAAGAAGAAUCCCUAGCUAUGGAAAGACACAAAGAUGAGGCAAGGAUGGGGAUUCCUCUUAAGAAAAAAGGCUUAAAUCAAACAGAUAAGAUUCCAAAGAAUGGUUUGGGAAUCAAAAAGAGCAAGAAAAAGAAGAAUUUAUCCCAUACACCUAACCAAUCCCUUGAACAUUCAAUGAAGAGCUCCUGUUAUAAAUCAAAACCUCAAGAAAGUUGGAGAUCAAGGGAAGAGAAAACGAUGGCAACCCUUUUGAAGAAAUUGGACGGGAAAAAGUGCAAACAAAACGGUCAAAAGGACCCUGUACUGUCAAAGAAGAAGAGCAAUGAAAAAAAGAAAUCCCUUGUUUCAUCUAACCAAUACCCAGCACAUCCAAUGAGCAGUUCCUUUUACCAUCCGAAAAGACAAGAACCCUUAACCAUGAGCAGAGCAAAUGAACCCGAACACAUAACAACUUUCUUGAAGAAAUUUGAAGAGAUAAGCCUUAGACAGGGACAAAACUUCGAAAAGCAUCAUAUGGAAACCAAAACUAAACAUGACAAAAGCCUAGGGCAAGUUGGCGCCAUCAGAAAGGACCAUUUGAGAAGCAAGAAUAGCCAUGACAAAAACUACUUCUCUUCUACUUCUACACAGUUAUCUGCGCACGCAAUGAAAAGUUCUUCUAACACACUGACACGCCAAGAACCUUGGGUGAUGAAGAGUCCAGAGAAUGCGAAAAAUAUGGCAUUUCCAUCAUGGAAAUUUGACGAGAAAUGCCUUGGGCAAGUGGAUGGCAGCAAAAAGGGCCAUGUGGGAACCAAGAAUAGCCAUGACAAAAACUUCUUAUUUUCUACUCCUACCCAGUUAUCUGGGCACCCAAUAAAAAGUUCUUCUAACACACUGACACGUCAAGAACCUUGGGUGAUGAAGAGUCCAGAGAAGGCGAAAAAUAUGGCAUUUCCAUCAUGGAAAUUUGACGAGAAAUGCCUUGGGCAAGUGGAUGGCAGCAAAAAGGACUGUGUGGGAACCAAGAAUGGCCAUGACAAUAACUACUUACUUUCUACUCCUACCCAUUUACAUGCACACCAAGUGGGAAGCCCCGAUGGCAAAUCAUCAAGUGAAGAAUUUUUAACUUUAGAGUGUGCAGUAGGCAAGGAGGAGAUGAGUGCAAAAAAAAACCAUGGGGAAGUGGAUAACAAAGUAAAGGGAGUCCUGGAAACCAUGGAAAUUCGUAACAAACACAGCUUUUCUUUUAAACCUGCUGAAUCCCUGGCACCCAUGAUGAACAGGUUUGUAACUAAGGUUGUUAUACACCCCACAGUGAUAUACAUUUCACUCCUUUUAUGCUAGC